Kickxella alabastrina is the source of this 1068-nucleotide messenger RNA. RefSeq names its product Cytidylate kinase-domain-containing protein. Gene Ontology annotation, biological process: nucleobase-containing small molecule interconversion. Lineage: Eukaryota; Fungi; Kickxellomycota; Kickxellomycetes; Kickxellales; Kickxellaceae. The transcript has a single exon. The record is from RefSeq and is a predicted model, not a curated record. The coding region runs from base 99 to 1019 and encodes 306 amino acids. Gene Ontology annotation, cellular component: cytosol. Gene Ontology annotation, molecular function: ATP binding.
UUUUGCUUUUGGUAUUCCUAAACCCUUGUCAAAAUCAUUUUUAUAUUUUCCUUUUAUUUUUUGUCGAUUUGACCCACCCUGUUUAAAUUAUACCAGAAAUGCUUUUCAGCCGAGCAAGAAUCGCCAGCCGCAGUCUAUUUGGUUCUCUGCGACACCAGCUGCUAGCGCGGAGAGACUUCACCAUAGCCAUCGACGGACCAGCAGCAUCGGGGAAAAGCAGCACUGCGCGAGCAGUCGCCCAAGAGCUAGGUCUUGGCUAUAUUGACUCUGGAUCCAUAUACCGCUGUGCGACUCUUCUGGCGCUGCGCAACAACAUAGACAUCAAUGAGAGUGCCGGUGAUCUGGCCGCGUUGAUAAACAAGGCCACAGUUGACAUUAGAGUUCGACCCAGCACAUCGCACCCAGCGCCGAACCUGGGCAGACUGGCGGUUCCCGAAGUGCAGGUUCUGUUGGACAACGAGGACGUGUCAAAGGAGAUCAGAGCACCAGAGGUCAACCAGCUGGUGGCGAAGGUGGCCAGCGACCGCAGCAUUAGAGAGGCCGUUUUGCAUAUUCAAAGACAGCUGGUAGAAAAUGCAGAGUCCAUAUCGACCAAUGCGCUGUCAAAAAAUGCGGAGGGCGUUCCUGGGGGCGUGGUCAUGGACGGUAGGGACAUCGGCACGACCAUUUUCCCGAAUGCAGAGCUAAAAAUAUACCUCGAUGCAUCGGCCAUGGCGCGGGCAAUCCGCCGCUGGGACGAGAUGAACAACCAAAUGAAGGAGGCCAAUGCCUUGCAGGCUGCAAAGGGAUCGUCUGAUUCAGGCUCAGCACCGGCUGCAUACCCGUCAGUCGAGAAGAUCGCCCGGGAGCUCGAGGCUCGCGAUUAUGCGGACAUUAACCGAGAGCACUCGCCGCUACGGAUUGCCAAGGACGCAGUGGUCAUUGAUAACACAAACCUCACAUUCGAGCAGCAGGUCUACACAAUCACGGAUCUGGCCAGAGAGCGCAUGGGUCUUGCGCCAAAGCACGGUGAUCUUUGAAUGUUUACGUUUUACUUUCAAAAAUUGAACAAUGUGUUGUACACUUUAA